AACACACGUGCGUAAAAAUCGUGUGCGUGUUGUUACAAGUCGAAUUACAUUCAAAACAUACUAAUUAUCUCCUUUACAAAAUUAGUCACACAAUGGACGAUUGCCUAAGUUCAGUAAUGCUUCCUAGCAUGAAAGUGCGCCAGAAAAAAUUAUGCCAACAGCGACAGAAAACAAACUAUAAGCCUUUGUACGAAGAUUCCAACAACUUUGGCGUACGAAUGCUCGCGAAACUGGGAUGGUCCGUGGGUAAAGGUUUAGGUAAAAACGAAAAUGGCAUAGCCGUGCCUGUGAUGAACAUUUUGAAACAAAACACCGAAGGGGUAGGGUUUGUAGGCGGUAAGGACGACCAGUGGACGCAGCACGAUGCCGAUUUCAAUAAUCUUCUCAAACGUUUAAAUGGCGAGGAAGAUGUACCUGGCGAAGACGGUAGCACCGAGAACAAUACCAAAUCCCAGCUACAAUCGCUCGAGGAACGGUCGAAAAAAUCCCGUGCACGUGUACACUACAAGAAGUUUACCCGUGGCAAGGAUUUGAGCCAGGUAAACGAAAAGGAUCUUGCCAAUAUUUUUGGUAAACGUUCACUAGCGGACAUUAAUAAGCCGAACGAAUCGUCGGAAAAGGAUUCGUCCCCGGACGAGAGUGACGAAGAAUCGAUUCCGAAACCGACUGUUUUGGGUUUGUCCACAAUCAAUGCAGCUGUAUCGAUGCAAGAGUAUUUCCAAGAGAAAAUGAAACAGAAAAAACUCGCUAAUGGUAACGGUGUGAGUGGAAAAGUGGCAACCAGCGAGAAAGAAGGAGAUCCUUCUGAUGAAAAACAUUCAUCUGUCGCCACUGAUAGGCGUAAGACGAAGAAAAACAAGAAAAAUAGAACUGAAAUCAAAGAUGCCGAUGAGGAACAUUCAUCUGCCGACAUUGAGCGGUCUAAAUUGAAGAAAAGUAAGAAAAAACAUAGUGAAACUGAGGAACUUUUACCGGUACCAGAAGAGGAUGCGGUUGGUGGAGAAAUUUCGCAGAAAAAAUCCAAACGGAAAAUGGAACAAACUUUGGAAGAACCAGUAGAGGAGGUUUCGGUUGAACCGGAAGAUGAAUCUCCCACGGUUAAAAAGAAGAAAAAAUCCAAGAAACAAACCUCUGAUCCGGAAACGGAUGAAAUCCCUAAGCUGGUACAGGAAGAAAUUCCUGCAAUCGUCAUUAAAGAACCAGCGAAAAUGAAGAAAAAAUCUAAAAGAAGUAAGUCUGAUGCAUCCUUGGUAACAGAGAUAGAUUACGCAGAACAGAAUAACGUUCGAAACACGGACGAAACGGAUCCCGUGGACUCGCCUGAACCAGUAAAGAAAAAGAAGAAAUCGAAAAAGAAUCAUGAAAUACCAGCAGCCGCUGGAGAUGAAGAGGGCAAUAUCGACGGGAGAUUAAAAACUACCGAACAAAUCAACGGCACUGUGGACAAUUCAGACGGUAAGGAUAACAGAUAUGCAGAGAAACAAAUCACAGUGCAACCUGUGCCUGCACCUGUGGAUACGUCCAACUGUCUGCAGGAAACUGAAGAGGAAUUGACCUUUAAAGUGAAAGCCGACGUACUCAAAUACCUGGACGACUCACGUUUCACUGGCUCUAACUUUGCCAAUAUUAUCGGUUACAGAUUGACGGAGGAAGUAAAGCUCGUGAUGAAAGACGUUCGGAGGACGGGAUCAAGGCGUAAAAGGUAGCCCCAAUUGGCAAAUGGUGGAUAAGCAUGAUGGAAAAAUAACUUUUAUAUUCAGGCAUAAUGUUGCUCAGUACCAUAUUGUUUACAUGCUGUGUACCGAAACCUUUUCGAACUCCGGACGCAUUGUAGAUUGAGCUGGAGCUGAAUAAAUAUACAUUUCAUUCAUUAUUUAAAACAUUGUUUUGAGC
This is a messenger RNA of Anopheles moucheti, 1893 nucleotides long. RefSeq names its product PIN2/TERF1-interacting telomerase inhibitor 1. NCBI's taxonomy places the organism in Eukaryota, Metazoa, Arthropoda, Insecta, Diptera, Culicidae. The record is from RefSeq and is a predicted model, not a curated record. Bases 93 to 1706 code for a protein of 537 amino acids. The transcript is spliced from 2 exons. Gene Ontology annotation, biological process: regulation of ribosome biogenesis. Gene Ontology annotation, cellular component: nucleolus. Gene Ontology annotation, molecular function: telomerase inhibitor activity; nucleic acid binding.